UGAAAUGUUGACCGUUGCAUUUAUUUAAGAACGGAGGAAGUAUAAAAUACCACUAUUCGACUCGAUUUUGAGUUAAACCCUACUAACAAGGUACCGAGCAUAUCUUUGGCAAAAUUCAAAAAAAAAUUAACGACGGUGGAGACCAUCCUUCAUGAGGUUCGCGGCCGUGUCUGUCAGGCUGACAGAUGUUACCUCUCCAGCAAUACAAGUUGCAUAACAUCAGAAAUUCAGAAUUACAUAAAAUAAAAAAUACUAGUAUACUACUACCGGAUGUUACAGCAAAAAUAAAAGAAUUCUUCAUUUCUGGUCUCUGCCUAGAUGCAGAAGAAAAAUGGAAUCGAGGGAAACUUUUGCUUCCCAAGAAGCAGCUCCAACCCCUUACAUUUCCAAUAAGUCGAUGCAUGAGAAACCCAAACAGGGAAUCGAGGAGUUCGAGACUCUUCCCUCCAGUGUUAACAGUAGCAAUGAUCGAGAACAUAGAGUAGUUUCAGAAGUUUAUCCAAAACCCGACUCGCACAUGUCUCCGGGCCAAACCCGGAGAAGAUCAAAGCCUGGCUUGAGGAGAAUGAAGGGAGGGAAGUGGGGCGCUGUGAUCAGAAAUCCGUUUACCAAACGGCAGGUUUGGCUGGGCACUUAUGAUUCAGAGGAAGCAGCUUCGCACGCUUACAAUUCCAUGAAGCUAGAGUUCCAGAAAGCCAAACAAGGAAUAGAGAAGGAGGUCGAGACUAGUCCAUCUGGUUUUCACGAUCCGGAUCCGGAUCCGGUGCCCGGUUUGUGCAUGGAUGAGGGGCAAAACCCGAGAAGCUUGAACCGUGGGUUAAGGAAAAUGAAUAAUGGGAAAUGGGGUGCUGUGAUCGGAGACCCGGUACUGAGGCGGCAGGUUUGGCUGGGAACUUUCCAUUCCAAGGAAGCAGCUUGGAUAGCUUACCAUCACAAGAAGCUGGAGUUCGAGAAAACCAAACGAGUAAAGAAGCAGAUUAAAACUAGCAAAAAGACUGCAUGUCCAGUCCCAUUGACCGAUCCGGCGAAGAAACCAGUUUUGGAUCCGCACUCGGAUUCCGAUUCUGGAAGGAAUUUGGUUAGUCAACCCGUUUCACCCACUGAUCUCGUUCACAAACCCGAAUCACCUGCAGGUCCUAAUCCAAAACCGGAUUCGGGUACGGGUCCUGACCCGCAACACGCUUCCAGUAAGGGUCCUAAUCCGCUACCCAAGUCGAUUACGGGUCCUGAUCUGCUACCCGAGUCGAUUACGGGUCCUGACCUGCUACCCGAGUCGAUUACGGGUCCUGACCUGCUACCCGAGUCGAUUACGGGUCCUGACGUGCUACCCGAGCCGAUUAAGGGUCCUGAUCCGCUACGCCAUUGUCCAACGGAUUCGAAUCUGGGUAUGGGUCAUAGGAUGAGAGCCACGAAUCCUGGGGUUAGGAAGGAGAUUGGGGGAAAGUGGGGGGCGGUGAUAAACAACCCGUUCACCGGGCGGCGCGUUUGGCUGGGAAUGUUCAACACAGAGGAAGCAGCUUCGUGCGCUUACCUUUCUAAGAAGCAGGAUUUCGAGAGAAUUGCUAAAGCCAAACAACGACUGGAGAAUGAGAAGAAGCAGAAUCCGAUUAUCACUGAGCCGGAAAAGACCGCAGUUUCUGAUCCUGGACCGGGUACCAACAGAACUUCAGAAGAAGAAGCUUCACAGGCUUACGAAUCUAAAAAAACAGAGGAUUUCAAACAUGGCGAAUCGGAGAUUGAGGAAAGCAAGAUGAUUUCGUCAGCUGAGGUAAACCCAAUGACCAAAAAAAGUAUUUAUAUGGGAACGUUUCAAACUCAAGAAGAAGAUAAACUAGAAACCUACCAUCAAUCCCAGAAAAUUGAAUUUGAGGAAUCUCGGGUUGUAGAGGAUGAAGAUGAUGGCGGGAUGUGGUUGGGGAAGUGGGUUCCCAUGGCCGACGGGAGAGAAGUAAGUUUCUCUGUGAAAUAUGGAGUUCCCAUAGUUGAUAAUUAUGGGUAUCUGCUUGGUGAAUUCCAGAGAUUGGACGAUGAGCUUUGGAUCUGUAAAGAGGAAGACUAUGCCCAUCAAGCUUAACCUUAGACAAUGCUUUUGGGGUUUAGAAA
Messenger RNA from Cuscuta epithymum, 2103 nucleotides. The record is from the annotation of a GenBank genome assembly. Lineage: Eukaryota; Viridiplantae; Streptophyta; Magnoliopsida; Solanales; Convolvulaceae.